AUGGAGCCGGUUAAUUUUAAAAUUGUAGGAGUAGGGCAAGCGAUAUCAAAGCUAAACAAUCGAGUGAAGUUAAAUGUAUCUUCUUGUACAAGUGAUUUCAAUUCAGUUAUUGACUGUUUAGUUUUAGAAAAUAUUACCGACAGGUUACCUACGACUUCAUUUAAUAAAAAUAUUUUAAAAAUACCAAAAGAUAUUAAAUUAGCUGAUGUUACUUACAAUCGAGCGAGAGAAAUUGAUCUGUUAAUAGGAUCAUCCGUAUUCUGGGAAAUAUUACAAUUAGACAGGAUUCAAUUAGAAGAUAGUAAAGUUGUUCUACAAGAGACACAAUUAGGAUGGAUCUUGGGCGGUGCGAUUAGUUCAACGUCUAGCCAGGUAGAAAGGUAUGCUAAUAAUUUUUCCAGCGAAUUGAGCCAAAAGCAGGCUGUUGAUAAAAUAUUAUUGAAAUUCUGGGAGAUAGAAGACGUUCAUUCUAGUGUAAAAACGUUCCUUUCAGAAGAAGACCAAUAUUGCGAGACUUAUUUCAAAGACACACUCAAGCGAGCAGAUGACAAUAAAUUCAUUGUUUCAAUUCCAUUCAAGGAAAAUUUGGCAGAUCUGGGUGAUUCACGUAAGAGUGCUUUAAAACUAUAUUUCUCACAAGAGAGUAGGCUCUUAAAAAACCCAGAACUAAAACGUGAUGUUACAAUUAAUGUAAGCAUUAAGGUUGGGAAACCAUUAGAAACCAUUUGUAAUCCAUACCUACGCAUAUGUAAUACUGGACCUUUGAGUAGAGAAUCGAAAAUUGGAUGA
This is a messenger RNA of Diabrotica virgifera virgifera (western corn rootworm), 789 nucleotides long. RefSeq lists its product as uncharacterized. NCBI's taxonomy places the organism in Eukaryota, Metazoa, Arthropoda, Insecta, Coleoptera, Chrysomelidae. The coding region runs from base 1 to 789 and encodes 262 amino acids. The record is from RefSeq and is a predicted model, not a curated record. The transcript is spliced from 2 exons.